This is a messenger RNA of Asparagus officinalis (garden asparagus), 2134 nucleotides long. Its product is annotated as signal peptide peptidase-like 2. Gene Ontology annotation, biological process: membrane protein proteolysis. Gene Ontology annotation, cellular component: lysosomal membrane; cytoplasmic side of endoplasmic reticulum membrane; lumenal side of endoplasmic reticulum membrane. Lineage: Eukaryota; Viridiplantae; Streptophyta; Magnoliopsida; Asparagales; Asparagaceae. Bases 154 to 1749 code for a protein of 531 amino acids. The record is from RefSeq and is a predicted model, not a curated record. Gene Ontology annotation, molecular function: aspartic endopeptidase activity, intramembrane cleaving. The transcript has 14 exons.
AGCUCGGUCUUCUUCACCCCCAUCAAACUCCCCUCCUUUCUCUCUCUAUUCCUCUUUCUUCCCCCAAAAUCAAAACCAAAAUCAAAUCUGGGGGGGCAAAGUUAGGGCCUUUUCCUAGGGUUUUCGUGCUGGGGAGCGGAUCUCUCUCGCGCCAUGGCCACUCUCCCAUCUCCUCUCCUGUGCCUGGCUCUCCUCUUCCUCAUCGCCGCCGCUAGGGCCGACGACGUGUCGCGCGACGAAGACGAAGACGCCCCCAAAAUCCCCGGCUGCAGCAACAAGUUCCAAUUGGUUAAGAUAAAGAACUGGGUGAAUGGUACUGAGGGCACCAGUGUGGUUGGAUUAAGUGCUAGGUUUGGUUCCUCCUUGCCUAGCCAUGCUUCUGAAGCUUUAAAAACAUCUGCUGUUCUUGCAAAUCCUUUCAACUGCUGUACUAAUUUAUCUAUGAAGUUAUCAAAUUCAGUUGCCUUGGCUAAGCGGGGAGAUUGUGCCUUCACUAAUAAGGCAGUGGUCGCUCAGUUUGGUGGUGCAGCAGGUUUACUUGUGAUAAAUGACAAUGAAGAUCUUUACAAGAUGGUCUGCACCGAAAAUGAUACUUCGCUUAAUGUGACAAUUCCUGUUGUAAUGAUACCAAAGUCUGCAGGGGACAAAUUUAAGGAUUCCUUGGCUAAUGGAGCCAGAGUGGAGGUUCUAUUGUAUUCUCCAAAUCGACCUGUUGCGGAUAUAUCAGCAAUUUUUGUGGGGUUAAUCGCCGUUGGAACCAUUGUUUGUGCUUCACUUUGGUCUGAAUUUAUUGCAUGUGAGCAGGUUGAUGAACGUUACAACCAACUAACACGGAAGGAUCAGCCAGCCGGAAUGAGCAGCAGGGAAGAUUCUGAGAAGGAAAUUCUAGAAAUUAAUGCAAGAGGAGCUAUAAUUUUCGUUAUAGCUGCUUCAGCUUUUCUAUUGCUUCUUUUCUACUUCAUGUCCUCUUGGUUUGUUUGGCUUCUGAUAGUAUUAUUCUGCAUUGGUGGUACUGAGGGAAUGCAUGUUUGCUUAGUAGCACUCAUUUCAAGGAUCUCAAGAGAUUGUAGUCAGAAGACUAUUACUCUUCCCCUGUUUGGGGAGGUUUUAGUCCUCUCUGUGGUGGUUUUACCAUUCUGUGCAGCCUUUGCCAUUGUUUGGGCAGCAAGCCAACAUGCAUCAUAUGCGUGGAUUGGUCAGGAUGUUCUUGGCAUCUGUUUAAUGAUAACUGUACUGCAGAUGGCUAGGUUACCGAACAUCAAGGUUGCAUCAGCUCUUUUGAGUUGUGCAUUUGUCUAUGAUAUAUUCUGGGUGUUCAUUUCACCUCUUAUUUUCCACGAGAGUGUUAUGAUUGCUGUUGCUCGGGGGGACAAUAAUGGGGGAGAAGCAAUUCCAAUGCUUUUGAGAAUCCCUCGUUUUUUUGACCCUUGGGGGGGUUAUGAUAUGAUUGGAUUUGGGGACAUACUUUUCCCUGGCUUGCUUGUUGCAUUCAGUUACAGAUAUGAUAGAGCAAACAAAAAGGGAAUUUGGAAUGGUUUUUUUCUGUGGCUGACAGUGGGCUAUGCAUUUGGCCUCUUUCUCACAUACCUUGCUUUGUAUCUUAUGGAUGGCCACGGUCAACCUGCUCUGUUGUACCUUGUUCCGUGCACUUUAGGGCUUAUUAUCAUAUUGGGUUGGCUCAGAGGAGAACUAAAUGACCUGUGGAACUAUGGGAAAAGCCGGACUGGUAAUGAUGCUGUAGAAGCUUGAAGGACACAUUUUCUGGACUGCGAGAAAUGCACGGUACCAAGUCUUGUUGGGUCCAUAAAGACCUGUCGAUUGGCAAAAGUAACAUUUUAAGAUCCAAAGGACACAAAAACUCAAACCUCGAAGGAGUUUAUGCAAUACAUGAAAAAUCUAUAUUCGAAGAGGGUCAUCUAAGCUUUCAAAUGUAAACUAACCAUGGAAAAGUGAGCCUUAAAGAACAAUGAACUAGGACUAGAUUCAUCCUUCAAUUGUUGAUUAUUAUGUAGCCAUAAAAAUACUCCGUUGAUUGUCUGUUUCAUCACGAAAUUGUAUUGGGAGCUCCUCUUUGUAGUGCUAAGUGCAGAUGGAAUGUAUAUCAUUAAUAAAUGCAUGCUCGAUCUUGUAAUCA